CAGAUGUACCGUACGCUAGAAACCACAACCUACAUAUGGAGGAUAUAGUAGUUGUAUUUCAAGAUGACAAUGAAGCUUCUAAAGCGGAAAGACAAACUCAACACGCGAAGAAUAGACUACAGAAUGCACUGCCAGCAUGGCAUGUUCGCAGCACCGUAACAGGUGAAGUUAUGGCUAAUAAUACUGUAAAUACAGGCUCUGCUCAAGAAAAUGAACAAAACGAAGAAAGUGGUAGAACAAAAGAGAAUGAUAGUGAGCUUGAAAGUUUCUACGCAGAAUAUUAUGCAAAUCUUAAUAAUUCUGAAACCGACGCAUCACCAAUGCCUGAAUUAAAUGUGGAUGACGAGGAUGAAUUUAGAGAUGAUAUCGUGCCUGCAGACGAAUUUGUAGAA
Molecule: messenger RNA, 392 nt
Organism: Dentiscutata heterogama
Lineage: Eukaryota; Fungi; Glomeromycota; Glomeromycetes; Diversisporales; Gigasporaceae
Source: the annotation of a GenBank genome assembly